CACAAUAACAACAACUGCGUUAGUGAAAUGCAGCCGUAAUAUUUUCUCUUCGCUUUUUAUAUAAAAUAAAUAAUAAAAAAAACCUGAAUAGCGAAAAAAAAACAAGUUUCUAUUAACAAAAAAUAUCAGAAAUCGUAGUGCAAUAUAACACUAAACCAUAAUUAAUUAUAAGCCCACACACAUACGAAUAAAUGGUGUACCAACCAAUACAACUAUGCAAGUGAUGAUAAAUUUAAGUACAAUUAACCAAAACAUUUAACCAGGAAACUAAACAGAUAUUCGAUAAUUUACACAAGUAAAUUCGAAUACCAAUAACUCAGAGAGAAGAAGGAGAAAGGAAGCAUCUAACACUUUGUACUAACUACCCAUCUUACAAUAAGACCGCAAAGAUGCAUGCCCGCAAGGAGCAACAACAACCACAACAGAGAAAGGCAUCGCAUCCGAUUUAUUUGAACGAAGGCUUGAGUCCCAAGAAGACAGCUCUGAUCAUAGUCACCGUUGUGGGAUGCAUUGCCAUACUAUGGCCAAAGGUGUUUUAUCCAAUGAUGUUCGGUGGCAAUGGAGUAGCCACCAAUAAGGGCAACAUGAAGGAACCUCAUCGUGGACCUGGAGGUUGUUGUGAUGUGGUGCUUAACAAAGAGGAGUUUUUCAAUAUAACCACAUUGGAACCAGAAAAGCCACCCUCGGAGGCUCGCAUAAUAUACGGGCCGCAGUUAUAUCGUAAAAGUGUUAACAUCUAUACUGGUGAAAUAAGUCUUCGCCAGGAACGCCCAGCUCAUUUACAUCCAGAUUCUGUAUAUCAGGCCAUGAGGGAACGUGGCCGUGCCAUACCAGCAACACCAACAAUACCCAUAGUGGAACGUAAAUCGUCACCAAGUAAUCCACCACCAAGAAUUGUUGAAGGCAGGCCUGGCCCAAUACCCGGCAUGCGUCCACCAAUGGGUGCGGGGGCGAUGCAUCAACCACAAGCAAAAGGCAACCAGAGUAUGGGCAUUUUAAUGCCACUUUAUACCAUAGGCAUUGUUAUAUUCUUCGGUUAUACUAUUAUCAAGAUAGUCUUCAAGAAGCCAGUACCAAACGCACCCUAUGGACCAGCACCAGCCGAUCCCAAUUUCAGAAAAGAAGUAUUCGGUCAUGAGAAUGGAAGGCAUGUUGAGGAUUUGAAUGGAUCCAAACUGGGAUGGCGAGAACAUCAAACAAGAAUUAAAUAUCCUGAUAGCGCCGCACAACAAGCUCUGCAACUACAGGCUCAACAGCGCCACAAGUCAAGUGAUUUGUACAAUGCCUCCCUGUCGGCCCAAACGGCUGCUUCCAAUCUAUCAUCGUCGCUGAAGCAUCAACAUCAGUUACAUCAGCCACUGCAUUCGGCCACAUCCAAGGAAACGGAUAAGCUAAUGGAGAUUGAGAAAUUGCGCAAAAAAUUGGAGGACACCGAAAAGGCCAUGGCCAAAUUAAUUGCCGAAAUGAAUUCUGAUCAAUAUGAAGCUAAGAAAAACUCCAACGAAAAUUCGACCACGAACAUUUCCAAUGGGCAUGCAAACACCAUUCAUGAGACAUCUGGUGACGACAAUCGAGUAGAAGAAAUUGAAGUUAGCAAAAAGGAAGCAACGGCUGAUGACAAACGUAAAGUGAGGGAUGGCAGUGCUGAUCGUACAGUAGCGGUUCUUGGAAUGGAAGUUAGUGCCAGUUGUGAGGGUGGACAAAAAUGGUUAGGUCGCCCUCCAACGCCGGUGCUACCACACCAUCACGAACAUUCCAAACUUGAUGAUGAUAUACCAGAACCCCAAUCCAUAUACUUGGAAGGAACAUUGGCGCAUGAUUCGCAAAUUCUUGUUGCUGAUGCAGAAACCAAACAGGAAGAAGUUCAAGACGAUGAGCUGGAUGGAUCAUGUGAAGAACCAGCUAUUGUUAUAAGUAGUAAAAUGACCUUAUCACUCAUCAAUCUGGAUAGUCUGAAAGCUGCCAAAUCUGAGGCGAAGAAGGCUAACGCCACUGCAGAAAUUGAAAGUCCUUUGGCUGAUGAUAUUGAAAUAAUAGGUCAUGAUUUAAAUUAAAACAAACAUCGAACGAAGGGUGAAUGUGUGAAGAGAGAAAAAAUCCCACAAAUUAAAAGGAAACCAGAUAAAUCUAUUUAACCCCAAGGCAGAAGGCGUUACGUCCGAGCGUGUAUUUUUGAUUGAUUUGAUUUCCUCACAAAUAUUGACUGAUUUAAUUAUAAAUGAUUUAAUGUCUAUUUAUCGUUGUAUUUAACUUCAGUUCGUUAAAAUGAUGUAUGUUGUCUGUCCAUCGCUCACUAACUUCAACACACUCACACCCAUAAACAUUUCAACAGGAAAUAAAGGUAUCCCAGUACUUCCGUUGUAAGGAAUCGUUGUGUAAAACGUUGCCAAUCUACAUUGAAAUACUAAGGGACAUUUUCUCAAUAUGCCUUUAACUACUCUCUAGUCAUGGCUUACUGAGAAUAUAUCUCUUUUUAAGUUUUCAAUUUUAUACUCGUGUCGUUAUGACAUUUUUUGUUUGCAAAAUUUUUGUGCAUUUUUUUAAAUAGUUAGUAGACAUCAUUGUUAUAUUUUUCUUGUUUUUCGCGCGUUUAUUCGUUUUGUUCGUUCAUUUGUUCAUCAUCAAUCACCAUUGUAUGCUCAAAUUAUUUUACCCUAAAUAAAUUGAACCUAAACACUAUGAUUUUCUAAAAGAAAACCAAAAAAGAAUGAAUUGUAUGCCAAAUAUUUUAGUAUUUAAAAUAAAUUACCCUAAUUCUCGAAGAAAAAAAAAUAAAUGAAAUUAAUCUCUAGUCCAGGCCUCCUUCCCCACAUGAAUUUUGUGCAACACUUACAAAUUUAUGAUAUUUAUUUGAAAUUAAUUAAGAAAGUAUGUGUGUAUGUACUUACUGCAAUUGUAUCAUUUUUAAUUGUAUGUAUGUAGUACGAAAUGAAUUAAACGUUUUAGAUUUUAAUAAACAAUCGAGAAUACGUCAAUAAAUGAAAAUUUGCGCAAGAA
Molecule: messenger RNA, 2997 nt
Organism: Stomoxys calcitrans (stable fly)
Lineage: Eukaryota; Metazoa; Arthropoda; Insecta; Diptera; Muscidae
Gene: RIC-3
Product: resistance to inhibitors of cholinesterase protein 3
Exons: 12
Coding region: 390-2054 (554 amino acids)
Biological process (GO): synaptic transmission, cholinergic; protein localization to cell surface
Cellular component (GO): neuronal cell body; neuron projection; intracellular membrane-bounded organelle
Source: RefSeq, a predicted model, not a curated record